UAUUGUCUGGGUGGAAGGUAUAUAUAGCCCGGACCCAGAGAUUUGGAGCUAGGAUUGGGCUGGGGAGCACUGGAGAGUACUUGUGUGCAGCCGAAGUGACCAGGGACUUCAACUAUGGAAGGGGUAGGUUCCUUUCCUCAGAAAGGGGAAAUUCCGAUAAUAGCCGAGACAAGGACGAUCCGCCGUGAGUCUAACCAGAGAUGUAGACUAGCAGGCCUGAUUGUGACAGUUGCGCUCGUCCUUGCAAUGGUUGUGACAGGCGCAAUCUUCACUCUCCACUUCAGUCACUCAGCAACGGUGGAUACCCUAAAGGAAUUCUCUCUUCGCGUCAGGGAAGGCGAUCGUAUCGUUGAGGAGAAAGUUGAGAUCAGCACGACGAAAAAGUUGCAGAAGGUCCAUGCACCUCCAGCCCCGGAGAGAAACCAGAGAGCAAUGACACUCCUCCAUGAUUAUAACCUGAAAAAGACGGCGAUUCGUUUCGCAGACGAUGACGCUUGCUACAUUCGCGACAUGAAACCGCAGACGACAAGUGUAAUUUUAGAGGAAGUGAAGGAUAGAUUCGAAAACACAAAGGGGGAGCCACCAGUGGUGUCUGCCGUGUAUAAUGAAUAUUUUGUCGCUCUUGAUGUCCCUGUGGUAGAUGACAAUCUCAGUGAAGCUGUGAUGGAAUUUUGCGGCAACCGCAGAAUACAAUUAUUAUCAAGGAUACCUCAAGAAAAUAGCACAGUUGAAGAAAACCAAGAAGACGUGGUUAAAAGUCGUGAGCGCCGUCAGUUGCUGGGGUUUCCCCCUCGAGGACUGCCUCAUAUGCCACCCCCUCACGGUCCUUUCCCACCAUUCGGAGUCCGAAAUCCUUACGGUCCCCCUAGGCCAGUCCAUCCCUUCCAGAGAGGUCUUCCGAUGCCAAACCCUUACCGACCUCAUGUCCCCGGUGUAUUCCCAGGCAUGCCCGGUUUUGUUGUUCCUCCUCCUGGGAUCCCUUACGGACAUCGCCUCCCUUCCGGUCCUGUUGGAUCUGCAAAACCAGGGAAAGGGGACAAAAAGGACGACAAGGGCAUUCUGCCCAAGAAACCAAAGAAAAAUAAGGGAGGGAAAGAAAAAAAGGACCCUUACGUCCCCCUUGAUCCAGGACACGUAGUUGGAAUUGGUCCAGUCGACCCUUACGUUCCUCUUCCUCCAAAAGACCCAGAGCUCAAACCCGGCAAAAAGGGGAAAGGGAACAAGAAGAACAAGGACAAGAAAAACAAGAAGGACAAGAAGAAUAAGAAGAACAAGAAGAAUAAAAAGAAUGGCAAUAAGAAGUGUUUCAAACAGAAAGCGUGCAAACUGAAGGAGGGAUGUGAAGUAAAAACUGAGAAAUAUUGCGCUCAGUACGAUCUCGGACACCGGGGGCCAUGGGGUUUCUUUUUCGGCAUUCCUCGACAAAUCGGCAAUCCAACUUGUAUUAAGUGGGAUUUCAGAGAGGUUAAAGACUGCGUCAAUGUUAAGGAAUGCGAAAAGCUCUGUACAUAGAGAUUGGUUCUUAUUUUGGUGUCUUUAUAAUAUCGUGGACAUUUUUUUUUAAUUUGCCGAAACAAUUAAAUAAAAAACAAAUUUAUUGUACGUGUACUUUUGGCCCCUUUUAUUCAGUUUGCCUCUUUUUGUAAACGAAGUAAGCAAGGUUGUUUUACACAGGUUAGAUACCAAUAAGAUAUUUAUGCAUAAAUUCUUAUUGUAUUUUAGAACGUUUACUUGAGUUUAUCGAUGCAUUUACACAUACAUUCAAUCUGGCUAAAUCUCGCUGAAUAUCUUUCUCUGCUGGAUCAAUUCAAAUAUCUAUUAUAAAAAGGCAUCCAUGUCAGGGAUACAUUUAAAUCACCUGUCAUCUGGCUACGACAUUUAGA
Molecule: messenger RNA, 1883 nt
Organism: Lingula anatina
Lineage: Eukaryota; Metazoa; Brachiopoda; Lingulata; Lingulida; Lingulidae
Source: RefSeq, a predicted model, not a curated record